GGUGGGAGGACUUGUUUGUAGGGGAGAAAAUAGUGUGUGAACCCACUGAGCAUAUAAUGGGUGAAAUUUGUCCUGCCUAGUGGGUGACCUGGAAGAAGAGCUAUAAUCCAAAUUUAUUUAUACAAGUUAAGAAUACAUGAAAACCAUACAUCUACUCACAAGUGUAUUCUAAAUUCAUCUAUAUAAAGGCCUAGUGAUUGUGGCAAGAUAGUUGGAAGAGCAGCAGCAUUUUGUAAAAAGAAUUACAUUGCUUUGCUCAAUGGGAAAUCCCACUGCUGUUUCCUCCUCUAAAUCACUUCAUCAUUUCAUUUUUAUACUCAUAGCAAGCUUGGUCCUGGUUUCUUUUUUCAAUAAUGGAGCUGCAGCUGCUGACAGAAAGCUCUUGGCCUCAGAAUCACAUGAGUUUCAUACCAUCAAACUCAGCUCUAUUCUUCCAGGCUCUGUCUGUGACUCCUCCUCACAAGGUCACAAACUACCAUCACCAUCAUCACUCAAAGUAGUGCACAAACAUGGACCAUGCCACAAAACAAAAGAAUCUUCACUGCCAUCAGCAUCAGAACUCCUGGCCACCGAUGAAUCCAGGGUGAAAUCAAUCAACUCCCGAAUCAGUUUCAGCGCAGCUCGAAACACCUUCGCUUCCACUGAUUCCGUCAGGCUUCCAGCAAAAUCAGGCUCAUCAUUGGGCGCUGGCAACUACCUUGUCCAAGUCGGUCUGGGAACACCAAAAAAGGAUUUGUCGCUGAUUUUCGACACUGGCAGUGACCUUACAUGGACACAAUGUGAACCAUGUGCAAGAUCAUGCUAUGACCAGGCUGAGCCAAUUUUCGAUCCUUCAAAAUCCUCUGCUUAUUCGAACGUCUCGUGUGGUACACCAGCGUGUAAUCAACUGAAAUCCGCGACAGGGAACAGUCCAGGCUGUAACACAAACACAUGUGUAUACGGGAUCCAGUACGGUGAUCAGUCCUUCUCAGUAGGUUUCUUCGGGAAAGAUACAUUAACGCUAACUCCAACCGAUGUCGUCCCCAAUUUCUUCUUCGGAUGUGGCCAAAACAAUCAAGGUCUGUUUGGUCAGACUGCUGGAUUAAUCGGACUAGCCAGAGAUCCUCUUUCUAUUGUUCAACAAACAUCGAAACAAUACGGACAAGUUUUCUCCUACUGUCUUCCGUCUAGAUCCAGUGAAACAGGUUCCCUGACGUUUGGACAAUCAUACGUCUCAAAAGCAGUAAAAUACACUCCGUUCUCUAGUUCGCAAGGCACAACAUUUUACUUCAUCGACGUCCUUGCAAUGUUCGUAGGCGGCCAGAAACUUCAAAUCAGUCCUACUGUGUUCUCCACCGCUGGAUCUAUCAUCGAUUCUGGCACUGUCAUCACACGUUUACCUCCAGCAGCUUACACAGCAUUACGAGACGCGUUCAGGAAACAAAUGACCAGUUAUCCAAUGGGGAAACCAGUUUCCAUACUCGACACAUGUUACGACUUCAGCAAGUACAAUACAGUGAAAAUUCCAACCAUCAGCAUUAUUUUCGGUGGGAACACGAAAAUUGAUAUUGAUGGUUCCGGAAUUCUGUACGCUGUCAGCUCGUCGCAAGUGUGUCUCGCCUUCGCCCCUAACAGUGAUGCAUCUGAUGUGCUAAUCUACGGGAAUGUUCAGCAGAAGACUAUGCAAGUUGUCUACGAUGUUGCAGGAAACAAGUUAGGGUUCGGGGCUAAAGGGUGUCUUUAAACAAGUUGAUUCCGGUGUCGAUAAUUGCCAGAAAAUAUGACAGAUAGCUUUCAGUCAUCGGAAGAAAUGAUUUUAGGCUAUAGACAUCAAAUAUUAUUAUUGCAAGAACAAAGAAUGAUAAACACAUGAAUGUAAGAUCAAGUUCUAUAAAGUGUAUACAAUUUACAUAUAUGAAUUACAUGAUUCUGAACUAA
Daucus carota subsp. sativus is the source of this 1917-nucleotide messenger RNA. Its product is annotated as aspartyl protease family protein At5g10770. Gene Ontology annotation, biological process: proteolysis. NCBI's taxonomy places the organism in Eukaryota, Viridiplantae, Streptophyta, Magnoliopsida, Apiales, Apiaceae. The transcript has 2 exons. Gene Ontology annotation, molecular function: aspartic-type endopeptidase activity. The coding region runs from base 260 to 1723 and encodes 487 amino acids. The record is from RefSeq and is a predicted model, not a curated record.